Molecule: messenger RNA, 2785 nt
Organism: Penaeus chinensis
Lineage: Eukaryota; Metazoa; Arthropoda; Malacostraca; Decapoda; Penaeidae
Product: calphotin-like
Exons: 3
Coding region: 23-2569 (848 amino acids)
Source: RefSeq, a predicted model, not a curated record
GUGCCCCUCCCCGAGUGCCGACAUGAAGUGGGUCUUAGUGGUGGCAGCGGUGGUUGGCGUGGCGGCGGCGAGGACCAUCUUCGACUACGAGCGAGAUGGCCUGGAGAACGAGCAGAAGGGCCAGCCAGGGAAGGCCGUGACGGGGGAGUACGAGUGGAGAGCCCCAGAUGGUAAGGUGGUGGAGAUCUCCUACGUCGCCGACCACCUGGGCUUUCGCCUCGUGGACGACCCCGAGCCGACCGCGACCCAGUCAGGCGCCACACGAUCCCUGGGGGAGGAAGAGGACGACGACGGAGGUGCGCGCGAAGUGAGGACCGAAGAGGAAACAGAGGAAGAAGAAGGAGAGGAAGAGUCGGAAGGAAGAUCGGAGGGGACGGAGGAGGAGGAGAGCGAGUCCUCCGGGAAGGAGAGGUCCGAGGAACCCGAGACGGAGGGCGCUGAAGCGGAAGAGAAGUCAGCCGAACCCGAGGCCGAGGAAGCCGAGGCGGAGGAAGCCGAGGCGGAGGGACAGGAGCCGGAGACGAAGGCAGCCGAAGCCGGAGAAAAGUCCGCGGAAGCCGAGCAAGAGAAGGCGGACGCAAAGGAAGAAGAAAAUGCGGGAGCAGAAAGGGCAACCAAAAAGGCGUCGGAGGAGAGCGCCGACGCCGACGCUGACCAAGAAGCGUCCACGGCCUCUGCAAAAAUCUCUUCCGUUGGCGAAGCGGUCGCGGCAGAAGCCGAGGCACCCGAAGCUGGAGGAGAGUCCGCGGGCAAGCAGCUGAGCCCUGAGACACCUGUCCUCGUCCCGGUGAAGGUCGAGUCUAACUUCGACUCCGUUUCCCCUGCGACCGAAGUGCCGGUGAUUGCCACGGCGGAAAUGCUGCCGCCAGUGGCUCCCUUGGUAGCUCCAAUGACGGUCGAGUCUCCACCAGCACCUGUACCUACUGCAGGAUUCUCCUUCGAUGCUGCUCAUAGUGAGCCUGUAAACCUGGUGCCUCAAGACCUUGUCGUCUUUGUAAUUCCUCCUGUCGAGCAAGUGGCUACACUGCCUAACGCGGAGGCGAUCGAUGUUUCCCAGCCAAUGCCUGCCGCAGCGCCCUUCGCCUCCGCUGCAUCCGCGCUUCCCGUGGAAAUCCCUCAGCCAGCUUUUACUGAUUCUGAUUUUGUUGUCACCGAGCAAGGAUCAGCGGAUCCGGCGCUGCUGCUGCCAGAACUUCCUCUUGCUCUUGUGGCAUCUCCCGAGGGCACCAAUGUGGUUCUUGAGAAGCCUGUCGUCGAAAAGCUAGAAGUUUCAGCUCCCAUCGGAGUACCUGAAAUCGACGCUGACAUUGCUGUGAUCGCCAAGUCAUCGGAUUCCGUCCAGGCAGUACCUCAGUUCAUCGCCACAGACCUAUCUGGGAGCUUUGAUCCAGUUGCAGACAUACCAGCAUCAUUGUCAGUGAUACCAGCGUCGGACUUUGCUUUCGUGCCAGUGGAGAACAUCCCCAAAAUGAUUAGCUUUGAGGAAGUUGUGGAGGUGAGUCCUGAGGUGGAUUUAGCUCCCGAACUCCCCUCCCCCCUCCCGCUGAUUCAGCUUGACGAGGUGGAUCCUUCCUUCGUUUCCGUUGAAAUCUCCACCGCGGCCCUGCCGCAGCCAGACACGAACCCUUCUUCCCUGUUCAGCGCCGACGUCGAGGUCCGCCCCGAGCCUCAGUUCAUCGCGCCGAUCGUGCCUCCUCCGGCCCCGCUGUCCCAGGACGCUCCCUUUGCGCUUCUCCCCCAUCGCUUUGAGGCCCCGAAGUCCGGCCGGUCGAUGGACAGCGUCCCGGUCUUCGUUGAGACCUCCCAUGCUGAGCCCACCAACGCUCUCUUUUUCGUUCCGGAGGCGCUGCAGGAGGAAACUAAAGGCCAGUCAUCGGACAUGUUAGAAAUUGUCGUUCCUGCAGACAGCAUCAUGACUAUUGCAAAAUCCCUCAUUCAGCCUGCACCUACGUUCGCCGAGCCUAUUGUGUACGAAGAAACAGUGGAGACAGCUGAACCUUUUCUGGCACAGCUUGAGUUCGGCCCCGCGCCAUCUCCUGUCGGGGUCGAAGCAAGUGCGCCUCAAGGCUCAGCUUCUUUUGCGAAUGCUAUUCCUCUAUCGCUUAAGGACGAGACCUUUUUCUCGGCCGUUGACGCCUCUCCGGUCACAUUUGACGCAAGCCCAGUCGAAUUCGCAUUUGUUGAAGUGCCUGCUGAGGAUUCCUUCCCAGCCUUAUCCGAAGUCAUAGCCCAGCCCCUGACGGAAACGCAGCCUGGCGUGCAUUCAGCUUUCGAAGAGCCGGUUCUGCUCGAUGUCAGUGCAGCGGCUGACGUGCAGGGUCCCGAAGUCUCCCCUUCUGCGGUUGCCAUUUUCGAAACGGACGCUGGAUUUGAACCAGUUUUUGAAGAAGUUGUAAUGAUAUCAGAAGAACCAGCCGCAGCGGGACCCACUGCCCAGGUAACCAUCAUCACAGAGGACGUCCCUUCAGGCCCCUUAGACCACGACGACGCAAUGGUGCUCGUCUCGAAGAGCAUCCAGAGUCCUCCUCUCCUUCCGCCUCUGAUGAAGCCGUCGGUAAUACUGAAUUAAAUACCGGUUCAUGAGGCAAAUUGCAUACAGAAUAUUUUAUAUGUAACUUUAUGUUAUAAAGAUAAAAGAGAGACCUUUGAUUGACAAGGUUGUUGCAAUGUAUAUAUAUUUACGAUUUUGUAGAAUCGACUCUUACACUAAUGACUCUAUUGCAACUCCUUGUCAUCAUCGCCUUAUCUCAAUAAAGACAAAAUAAAUGGAUAUAUAAAGAAUGAA